UGUAGGGAAAGUCACGAGACCUACAUGAGCGGUCCACAUGAUGUCUUGACCUAUGACACUGAUAACGCGAAGCUUGUCACUCCCAGUGCAAGUACUGCAGGUCAAUCACGGACGACACGACGACAGAACUGUGUCCAAGUUCCGUGGCCUGUUUUCUUGCCCCCGAUGCAGGAUUCUGACAGCAGGUUCUCUUCAGAGCAACGGGAAAAUUACAACAAGAUGCCCGGGGGUCGACAAGGCACCCGCUGCCUACCGUUGGUUCGGAAAUGGCUGUUGCAGUCCUGGAAGGUUCUGUUCGUCUUGUUGCCGGCUGUGGCUCUGGUCCUUCUGUACAAUGGCUACAUCGUGCAGCAAUCGGAAACCCAUCUGCCACAACCGCUUGUACCUGUACAUUCAGAUCAAGGACAGAACGAUUUUCAAGCCGACAAUUCAUCGCAGAAUGCUGGAAUCAAUUCAACUAAGUCUCUCAGUCGCUUUAUUGUGUAUUCUUGCAACAAAAUCACUGUGUGCGGCGGUUGGGCAGACAGACAGAAGGGGAUCGUCGUGACCUACCUGAUUGCCCUCAUGAUGAACCGGAAGUUCAGGAUUGACAUGCCCAGACCCUGUGACCUGCAGUUCUUUCUCGUACCCAACGAGGUCGACUGGCUGAUGAGACCUGGCGAAACUAAAGGUCACAGCAUCAAGGAGAUCGAGGCAAUAGACGGUCACGGCCUGAACUUCGUGGACAAGCUGCUCAAGAAAGGCGACCUGUCCAUCCCAGAGAUGGACGCCGACUAUGUGGUCAUCACGGCCAAUAUGGACUCGGUGAACGAGCUCAAGAAGCAUCCUCUCGCCAAGACAGUUCCUUUGCUCUCGAACGAGACCUCCGUGCCUGAGAUUUACCGAAAGUCGUUGGGCAAACUCUUCACUUUGUCCUCUGGAUUACGUAAGACCCUUGAUGUUGCCAUGGAGUCACGAUCCCCCGACACUAAGCUAGUGUGCGCCCAGGUGCGCAUGGGAGGUGCAGGUAAAGACUACAAUGAUUCGGAAUCCUUCAACUCCAUGGCCAACGUGGAAAACCUGAUGGAUUUCUUGUCCAGAUAUAACGAUUCGACCAAGUACAGAAUGUAUUUCAGUUCCGAUUCCCAAAAGGUGGUGGAGUUAGGCCAAGCGAAGUUCCCCAAUCUCGUCAUAACAAUACCAGGGCCGAUCACUCACGUCGACAAGUCGAAAGGAAGUGACGCAUGUGCUGGUUUUGGACACGUCAUCGUGGAGCAGACUGCGCUGUCCACGUGUGACGUGCUGGUCAUCUCGGAAAGUGGACUGGGGAAGAUCGCUGCCUUCCUCCGGAACACGGACCAAGAACUUUACUUGUUCCACAACGGGAAAGUAGAACCGUUUCGACGAGAUAUGAGGUUCGUCAACAGGCAAUGGUGAACUGUUAUCUUUUUCAUUGCUAUCAUUAUUUUUUUUUUCUUUGAACGUCUUCUUGGAACCUGACAGUACUCGUGACACGGCAAACCAAACUGAGGAUUAACAUUCUGUCAGCAAUGUGUAGUCAUUUUGCCGACACUGUUGUCAGGGCUUUUGAAGACACCCUUGCUGGAUUCGUGCAAAGAAGAAAACGCUUCUGCCGUCGCAGUCAUCUUUUUUUGGUGGCAUGAAAGUCACGUGACGUUAACUGCAUGACUGCAUACGUGCAUGUGUAUAUAUGUAACUGUGAAAAUUUAAGCUGUUUGAAAGGAUGCGCUAUCAUGUGAGUGGACAUUUGCGUGUGUGGAAAAAGAAAAAAAAAACGACGACUGACCAAAAAAGCGGGCUCCGGGAUCAGGAAAUUGUUUUUCUUCGCUUGUUUUCCCCCGCAGAUGUUGCUCAGCCAAUGGCUUAAGGAUCAAAUAUGCUAUCUCGUCACAAACCUUCUAACCCCAAUGUUGAGCAAAAGUUAUGUUGGUGACAUAACAAGGGUCUAUGAUCCAUAACUAGGAAUAACUUUGGGGAAACUCCCUUCUGCCAUGAAGUAUGGCAAAAGGUGGUACUAACGAGUGGCGAGAUAAGAAGUCAAGACUGUCUUAAGGAUGACAGUAAGUUAGGUAAGAUUAAUUAUACUUGGUCUUUGAGUGAGUCACGAAACAAAGGUACCUGUAGUUUAUGGCAACGGCCUUGGUGCAGACGAAAGGUCGCUGGUAUGAUCAAGGCUACACGGGUCAGUAAGUGUAAAGCUAUCAGAAAGAAAAAAGCUGAAUGUCAUGUGCUGUAGAGUCACUUCACUACCUUCAUCAUAGCUGGGCUAUGACACCGUUUUACCUUUCUUUUAUUUUUUUAUCGUAUGCUAUCUUUUACCGUCAGUCUGUUACCUUCUGUUAUCUUCAAUCUUUUAACUCCUAUCUUUUACCGAAAUGUAAAACAUGGAGUAUCAAAAAUUGUGUUGAGACAAAAUCUCUGUUAUACGAAG
This is a messenger RNA of Pomacea canaliculata, 2431 nucleotides long. RefSeq lists its product as uncharacterized. The coding region runs from base 25 to 1416 and encodes 463 amino acids. NCBI's taxonomy places the organism in Eukaryota, Metazoa, Mollusca, Gastropoda, Architaenioglossa, Ampullariidae. The record is from RefSeq and is a predicted model, not a curated record. The transcript has 5 exons.